Messenger RNA from Chelonia mydas (Green sea turtle), 2176 nucleotides. Its product is annotated as acetylcholinesterase. The transcript is spliced from 3 exons. Gene Ontology annotation, biological process: choline metabolic process; acetylcholine catabolic process. Gene Ontology annotation, cellular component: plasma membrane. NCBI's taxonomy places the organism in Eukaryota, Metazoa, Chordata, Testudines, Cheloniidae. The record is from RefSeq and is a predicted model, not a curated record. Gene Ontology annotation, molecular function: acetylcholinesterase activity.
AUGCUUGGACUCCUUCCCAUGCUCCUCUGCCUGCUCCUCCUUUCCCUGCCGGGCCCCAGCUCUGGUUCCAAUGAUGAUGGCACCGUGGUGCUCACCACCACCGGCCCCAUCCGGGGCAAGCGCCUCCCGGUCAGCUCCAGAAGAGUGACAGUCUUCUUGGGCAUCCCCUACGCUGAGCCCCCUGUGGGGGCCUUGCGCUUCCAGAAGCCAAUUCCCCACCAGCCCUGGAGCCACGUCCUGGAGGCCACCAGCUUCGGCAGUGCCUGCCUCCAGCCUCCACUUACUGGUUACCCUGAGGCUGAAACGUUCACACCCAAAACGCCGCAGUCCGAAGACUGCCUCUUCCUCAACAUCUGGGUAUCCCAUCCCCGGCCCCACACACCGGUCCCUGUCAUUGUUUGGAUCCAUGGCCGGGGGUUCUUCUCAGGUGCAGCCUCACUAGACCUCGAUAAUGGGAGCUUCUUAGCUGCCACCACAAAAGUGAUUGUGACCUCCAUGAACUACCAGCUGGGGGCUCUGGGCUUCCUGUCCCUGCCCCCGGACACCACGGGGAAUGCCGGCCUGUGGGACCAGCGCUUGGCAAUGCACUGGCUGCGGGACAAUGCAGCCGCCUUCGGCGGGGACCCAGCCCAUUUCAUAUUCGCUGAACAGGAUGCUGGGGCUGCGUCCGUCGGCUUCCACCUUCUCUCCCCAGGGAGCCAGCCCCUCUUCACCAGCACCGUCCUGGUGAGUGGCACCCUGAACACACCAUGGGCUUAGAUUUCACUUGAGGAGGCCAAGGAGAGAGGCCAGAGGCUGGGCCGGCAACUGGGCUGCUCCAAUGGUAACAGCAUGGCCCUUGUGGGCUGCCUGCAGGGGAAGAAAGCAGGGGAAUUCCCCAAACACGAGUUCUCCGUCUUGAGCCGCAAGAAGCAGCUGGGAUUGCCCUUUGUGCUAACACCAGACCGGGAUUUCCUCCCUGAUACACCACCAAGACUCUUGCAGGCUGAGCACAGCCAGCCGAUGCCCAUCGUGGCCGGUUUCGCCGCCAGUGAAGGCUCCGACAUAUUGCUAUUUGCUGCCCCGAGAUUCAACUUGGAGAAUUCCAGCAACAUCGGCUGGGAGGAGCUGCUGUAUGUUGUGAGGCUGAUAGCGCCCGGGGCACCAGAAGAGGCCGUCCAGGCCAUGGCACAGAGAUACAGCCAGGAGGGGGAGGAGCAGGGGGAAGGGCAGUACCGAUGGGCCAUGGAUCAAAUCUUUGGUGACUACGUCUUUGUGUGCCCGGUAGCAGAGGUGGCUAGGCGAGAGGCAGAGGCCGGCAGUCCUGUCUACACCUACCACUUCACCCACCGCACUAGCAGCUUGACUGUACCUGAGUGGACAGGGGUGCCACCUGGCUCUGAGCUGCCCUACCUGUUCAGAACCCCGGCAUCCGUGGUAGGAGCCAACCACACGGAGGCUGAGGUAGCGCUGAGCCACAAGGUGAUGCAGUAUGCUGAGGUGUUUGACAGCGCCGGGAAACCCAUGGUGGGAGAGGGCAGCGGGAAGCAGUGGCCCACCUACGACCCCGCAAAGCAGAACUUUGAGCGCAUCAGCCUGAAGCCGCCCAAAGCUGAGAGGGCAUUACCCGCCUCAUGCUGUGAAUUCUUGGCAUCACUGCUGUCAGAGAAACCAAAGGUCCCAGGAGCAGACCUGCCCAGCCUGGGGGGCCGUGACUGAAGAGCUGAGCAAUUACAAUCCCCUUAUGGGGGGAACCCUCCAUGCAGACCAGAGGAUCCAGUUCCUGUUAGUGCCUGCCAAUUCAUUAACGAGGAUCCUGCUGCUGGGAAUCCAUGGAUUGACCCUCCCUCUGCAAUUCCUCCACCCCCAGUGCAUUAAAGCAUAUUCAGUCUGGAGACAGACCCUGGUGCGUGAGGUUGAUUAGCUGCUCCUGAGCAGGAGAGAGAGAGAGUGUUGGUGCGAUGGGAGUUGUGCUGAGAUAAUGGGGAACAAAGAUUACAUCGGGGGUAAAUGCUGCUCUGGUGUUUGAAGAGGCAAAUGACAAAGUGCAGAGAUCACACUCUGCACCCAGAGAUAUGGAACGCAGGAGUCCUGACUCCCAGCCUCUCCGGUCUAACCAACUAGACCCCAAUGCCCUCCAAGGUCUGCGAUAGAACCCAGGCGUCUUGACUCCCAGCUCACAGGUCUCUAACCCUUA